AAUAUUAACCAUUUAUAGGUCUGCCUCGGAAGCCAGACUUCUGUCAUUCCUGUUGGCAGAAGAAACACGUUUAAUGAUUCAUCUGCCCUAAUUGGAUCAAAUGAAAUACAGGCACGUGGAAAAAUGACACGUGCAUCGAAUGGUGAUUUUCAUAUAUGUACACAGUGUUGUGAUAAAGCGGAUGGUUGUAACAAAGAUCUUUGCACCUCACAUCCAGGAACAAAUCUAAGAUGUCUGUCCUGUGCAGCUGUGCACGAUCCAAAAGAUUGUCAACAAAUAAGAGAAUGUGGUAAGGAUGAGUUUUGUUAUGUACACAAGGGAAUAAGCUCACACAGUAUCACUUACAACAUUCUGUAUGACUUUGGAUGUAUGGGGACCUUGGUAAGUAUUAAAUACGAAAUUAAAUUCAAUAACAAAAAUUGCCUUAUUUCAUAUUGAAAUUAAUGGACAUAA
Molecule: messenger RNA, 453 nt
Organism: Ruditapes philippinarum (Manila clam)
Lineage: Eukaryota; Metazoa; Mollusca; Bivalvia; Venerida; Veneridae
Exons: 3
Coding region: 124-438 (104 amino acids)
Source: RefSeq, a predicted model, not a curated record